Messenger RNA from Chlorocebus sabaeus (green monkey), 2450 nucleotides. RefSeq names its product R-spondin 3 (gene RSPO3). The record is from RefSeq and is a predicted model, not a curated record. Lineage: Eukaryota; Metazoa; Chordata; Mammalia; Primates; Cercopithecidae.
CCCCCUCCCUGCCCUCCUCCUCCUCCCCUAUGUGGUGCUCCCGGGAGCCCAGCCCAACACUGGAGCGUCUCCUGCUCGCGCAAGCCAGAAGCAGCUCGGGGUCUCUCCGCCGCCCCUUGGCCAUGGCCGCUGUGCCGACGGCGCCCGCUCCACUGCGCUCCCGGGGCCCCUGCCACUGCAGCAGCCGCUGCCGCCGCAGCUUCUGAGCCCAAGGGGCCGCCGCUGCCGCCGCCGCCGCCGCCGCCGCUCGCCCGCCCGGAUCCCGCCUGCGGCAGUUGCCGCACAACAUGCUACCUGCGGCCGCCCCGGCGGCUCCUGGAACCCCGGUUCGCGGCGAUGCCAGCCACCCCAACGAAGCCGCCGCAGUUCAGUGCUUGGAUAAUUUGAAAGUACAAUAGUUGGUUUCCCUGUCCACCCGCCCCGCUUCGCUUGCCAUCACAGCACGCCUAUCGGAUGUGAGAGGAGAAGUCCCGCUGCUCGGGCACUCUCUAUAUACGCCUAACACCUACAUAUAUUUUAAAAACAUUAAAUAUAAUUAACAAUCAAAAGAAAAAGGAGAAAAGGAAGGGAAGCAUUACUGGGUUACUAUGCACUUGCGACUGAUUUCUUGGUUUUUUAUCAUUUUGAACUUUAUGGAAUACAUCGGCAGCCAAAACGCCUCCCGGGGAAGGCGCCAGCGAAGAAUGCAUCCUAAUGUCAGUCAAGGCUGCCAAGGAGGCUGUGCAACAUGUUCAGAUUACAAUGGAUGUUUGUCAUGUAAGCCCAGACUAUUUUUUGUUCUGGAAAGAAUUGGCAUGAAGCAGAUUGGAGUGUGUCUCUCUUCAUGUCCAAGUGGAUAUUAUGGAACUCGAUAUCCAGAUAUAAAUAAGUGUACAAAAUGCAAAGCUGACUGUGAUACCUGUUUCAACAAAAAUUUCUGCACAAAAUGUAAAAGUGGAUUUUACUUACACCUUGGAAAGUGCCUUGACAAUUGCCCAGAAGGGUUGGAAGCCAACAACCAUACUAUGGAGUGUGUCAAUAUUGUGCACUGUGAGGUCAGUGAAUGGAAUCCUUGGAGUCCAUGCACGAAGAAGGGAAAAACAUGUGGCUUCAAAAGAGGGACUGAAACACGGGUCCGAGAAAUAAUGCAGCAUCCUUCAGCAAAGGGUAACCUGUGUCCCCCCACAAACGAGACAAGAAAGUGUACAGUGCAAAGGAAGAAGUGUCAGAAGGGAGAACGAGGAAAAAAAGGAAGGGAGAGGAAAAGAAAAAAACCUAAUAAAGGAGAAAGUAAAGAAGCAAUACCUGACAGCAAAGGUCUGGAAUCCAGCAAAGAAACCCCAGAGCAACGAGAAAACAAACAGCAGCAGAAGAAGCGAAAAGUCCAAGAUAAACAACAGAAAUCGGUAUCAGUCAGCACUGUACACUAGAGGGUUCCAUGAGAUUAUUGUAGACUCAUGAUGCUGCUAUCUCAACCAGAUGCCCAGGACAGGUGCUCUAGCCAUUAGGACCACAAAUGGACGUGUCAGUUAUUGCUCUGUCUAAACAACAUUCCCAGUAGUUGCUAUAUUCUUCAUACAAGCAUAGUUAACAACAAAGAGCCAAAAGUUCAAAGAAGGGAUACUUUCAGAUGGUUGUCUUAUGUGCUUCUCUGCAUUUUUAGAAGACAAGAAAUUUUUGUACAUAUUAUCAAUAGGCUAUAAGAUGUAACAGCGUAAUGAUGACAUCUGGAGAAGAAACAUCUUUUCCUUAUAAAAAUGUGUUUUCAAGCUGUUGUUUUAAGAAGCAAAAGAUAAUUCUGCAAAUUCAAAGACACACUAUCCCUUCAAAACAAAUAGGAGAUCAGGGAAGAGAAACAUCCUUCAAAGGACAGUGUUGUUUUGACCGGGAGAGCUAGAGAAUGCUCAGAAUUAGGGCCUGGCAUUUGGAAUCAUAGGAUUUAUCAUCACAGAAACAACUGUUUUAAGAUUAGUUCCAUCACCCUCAUCAUGUAUUUUUGUGAGAAACACAAGAGUGCAUACCAGAAUUGAAUAUACCAUAUGGGAUUGGAGAAAGACAAAAUGUGGAAGAAAUCAUAGAGCUGGAGACUACUUUUGUGCUUUACAAAACUGUGAAGGAUUGUGGUCACCUGGAACAGGUCUCCAAUCUAUGUUAGCACUAUGUGGUUCAGCCUCUGUUACCCCUUGGAUUAUAUAAUAUCAACCUGUAAACAUGUGCCUGUAACUUACUUCCAAAAACAAAAUCAUACUUAUUAGAAGAAAAUUCUGAUUUUAUAGAAAACAAAAAAUAGAGCAAGGAGAAUAUAACAUGUUUGCAAAGUAAUGUGUUUUCUUUCUGAAUGAGGGAAAAACAAUUUUAUUACCUGCUUAAUUGUCCACCUGGAACUAAAAGGGAUACUACUUUCUAACAAGGUAUAUCUAGUAGGGGAGAAAGCCACCACAAUAAAUAUAUUUGUUAAUAGUUUUUAAAAU